GGAUGUUUUACGUCACAUAUAAUUUUUGCUCUCUUUUGUUAACUAUUAAUUAAGUUAAUAUAAGUUUCGUUGAGUACAAUGCUACCAGUAUCGUUUGAAAGAAAACAAAAAACAUCAACCGGAAAGUAAAAAAUAACGAAAGUCUAAACAAAAUAAAAAAAAAACAAAAGAAGAACAUUCUUUCGAUCCAUUCGUUUGAUAAUUUUUCAUAAAUAAAACUAUGAGGAUUAAUGUUCAAUUUUUCAUUAUUUUCUAUAUUCAAUUAAAGAGUUUGAUAGGAAAAAAUGAAAGAAAAAUUGACAAUAGAGGAAAUUCGUUUGAAUUGAAUUGCUAUUCGAAUUUUAUGAUUCAAAUUGAAGAAGGUCCAGUUUAUCCGAUUGAAAGUCAAUGCGACCUUCAUUAUAAUUACGUAAAAGAGUAUUUUGCCUUAAGAUGUAAUUUUAAAGAAAAGUGCUCCAUAAAAAGGAAAUCCGUUCAUUUUAUUAAGAAUUGCACGCGAUUCAAUGGAAAUAUUGUGUAUACGUGCAUUAAAAAGGUUAUGGUGGCUAUAUAUCCAAUAAUGAAUACUGCAUAUUUAUUAGGAUGUCCAAACCAUACAACUUUAAAGAUUAAUUACCUUUGGAUAAGCUUUUAUAAAUAUUUCGUGAAAACUUUACUUAAUCAAAUUUCUAAAGAACUCCUUGAAAAUGUUAAAAAUUCCAUCAAAAAUAUUGAAAAGCUGUUAAUUGAACAAUGUAAUGGAAAGACAAUAUGCAAAUUUAAAGAUUUAAAACUUAUAAGAAGAUGUCCUAUUAUUAAAAUUCUUCACGAAUGCAUUCCUUCUACAUCUGAAACUACAAUUGUGAAUAAUCAAGCAACAUUAUCAACGAUAAAUGGCGAGCAGACGUCUUACAGUACGUCCCAUGGAAUUUAUACAUCCACUACCGAACGAACGGUUAAUAGUGAAUUUUCAACAACCGAUAACGAAGAAGGGACCACAGCUUCGGUAACCUAUUCAACGAAACAUCAGCAAUCCUCUCCAAUUGGCAAAAUUUCAACUACCUAUUCUCAAAAAAGCCAACUUUUAAACAAAGAAGAAGAAGAGAAGAGAAUCACUAAUAUGCCAAGUAAGGCAAUAGGAACUUUCCAAACAACUACUGAAGAUUCGAAUAAAACUAUGCAUAAUAGCUCUCGUUUCACUGCUAAAGAAAGCACAAUGGCAUGGAUUAACACAGAUAAGCCAAUUCUAGAAAUUAAAUGCUUGGAAGAAUAUUCUGGUAUAUUUCAUUGGAAGCAGACAAAUGUAACAAAUUUCGAGGAAGAAGUUCUUGUUAGCAGUUUAUGUCCUGAUGGAGAAAAUAAUGCUACCAGAAUAUGUUCGUACAACAAUCAAGGUUGGUUAAGAAUGAACACUUCUAAUUGCCAAUCGAGCGAAAUGUUGGAAAUAGAUCAAGAGCCGAAAUCUCAGGAAAAUUUAACAAAUACAGCAAAUAAAAUAUCCAAACUGACACAAACAGGUCGUCUAUAUGCUGGGGAUAUUAGUCUAACUGGAAAAAUCCUUCAAGUAUUAUCUAAGAAUAUAGAAAAUGUUACGUUUACGCAGGCAGAGAAUAUAACCAAGGCUAUUACCCAAUCUGUUAGUAAUCUUCUUAAACCCGAUAAACUUCUCGUUUGGGAGGAACUUUCGCAAACAACUCGACAUCAAACUGCUCUUAGAAUGAUCACUAGCAUUGAAGAGACUACUAUGAAGAUAUCAGAUAGUAUCUCUUUGCAGAGAAACAAUACUGAUUCUCUAUUAAUAGAAGAGGAAAACGUAGUUGUUAGUAUUCAGAAAUUGAAUAAUUCAACUCGACAGUCAAACACGGAAUUCAUCUUUACAUCGUCGAUUGGAAGACAAUCAGCCUUCGGCCGGAGCGAAGAUGGUGAAGAGGAUUCGACUAAUUCUAGGAAUGAAUUUAUUAUCCCUCGAAAGGCUAUUGGAGGUCUUGUGAAUGAUGAAAGCGUUCUGAUCUUUAUCGAAUAUUCGAAUAUGGAAGAUGUUCUUCUCAAUAACAAACGCAUCGUCGAAGAAGAAACAUGGCGAGGGGAAAUGAAUGAAACAUUGACGAUUCGUGGAAAGAAGACGGUAGAAAGUGAAAGCAGAAAAGGAAAAAGAGUGUUUAACAGUAAAGUAAUUGCCGCCAUUUUGUCGACAAACUCAGUAAAACAAUCGGCGUUGGAGAGUGACGUAUUUUUGAUAGUCGAAAGGAAAGAUAAAAGCUUAGUGGGAAAUACUGAAUGUUCAUUUUGGAAUACAACUUCAACGGAUAAGAAUAAGGAAGGAGUUUGGUCGAAUCACGGAUGUUUUAUGAUGAAAGAGGAAAGUAACAAGACGCACGUAAAGUGUAGAUGUAAUCAUUUGACAAACUUUGCGAUUUUAAUGGAUAUACAUGGAGUUGAUAAAAGUUUAUCGGAAAUUGAUCGAUUUGCUUUAAUGAUAAUUACUAGAUGCGGAUGUUGUGUAUCAAUUUUUUUUUUAAUGAUAACAAUUAUUAUUUUCGCAAAGUUCCGGAGAAAAUUUUAUGGUAAGGUGACGAAGGAAGCGACUUUUUUGAUUAACAUAAAUUUGAGUAUAUCAUUAUUAUUGGCGCAAGUGAUCUUUUCUAUAGGAAUACCGCAAACAUCAAAUAAGAUCAUCUGCCAUGUCGUCACAACAGUUUUAUUGUACUUUCUAUUAGCUUGUUUCAUGUGGAUGGGUUUAUACGGUAUUUUAUCACUAAUUAUGGUUAUAUUCGUAUACGAACCAAAAUCAUCUUUAAGAUGGAAAUUUCUAUCAGUUGGAUAUGGUAUACCAAUACUAAUUUCAAUUGAUGUCGUAAAGGAUUUCUUUCUAGAAUUAAAGGAGAAGACUUAUUGUUGGAUUGACAAGAAACAUUUUAUCUAUUGUUUCAUUUUACCCCUAUGUUUGGUAAUAUUCAUUAAUUUAAUAGCAUCAAUUGUAAUUUGCAUCAAAUAUCGACGUUCAACGGC
Molecule: messenger RNA, 2988 nt
Organism: Dimorphilus gyrociliatus
Lineage: Eukaryota; Metazoa; Annelida; Polychaeta; Dinophilidae
Source: the annotation of a GenBank genome assembly